AUGCAAAUAUUCUUGAAGGUGUUUCAGCAGGAUGAAGAAACGGACUUGAACAGUGAUCCAGACACACACGGAGAAACACAGACUAUGGAGCCGGGCGGCGAGGCUGGAUCAGAUUUCCCGGAGCCUGUAAAGUCGUUUUUGGUGACCGUCACUCUGAAGGAAGGACGCAACCUCGUGAUCAGGGACCGCAGCGGAACAAGCGACCCGUACGUCAAAUUCAAAAUGGAUGGAAGGACGUUCUACAAAAGCAAAGUCGUGUAUAAAAACCUGAACCCCUUAUGGAACGAGACAUUUUCGAUGCCUGUUAAAGAUUUGAACCAAAAGCUGUAUAUUAAGGUGUAUGACCGGGAUAUCACCACCGAUGACUUUAUGGGAUCGACAAGUGUCAUUCUGAGUGAACUGGAGAUGGACAAGGUAAACACACUGUCCCUGCCGCUGAACGACCCCAACAGCCUGGAGGACGACAUGGGGCUCCUGCUGCUGGACGUGACGCUGGCGCUCAGAGACGUAGGCGUCGGUAAACUCAAUCGAUGGUCCCGAAAGCGCAGCAUUAGGUCAGUGAACCCACAAGCGAGUUUCCGCCUGUCCGAGUCUCUAAAGAAGAGCCAGUUGUGGACGUCGGUGGUGACAGUGACUCUGCUGAGGGGCCAUGACCUGCCCGUGGAGCCUUCAGCCGGACACUACUUUGUCGCUUUCAGACUUGGAGAGCAGAGGUUUAAAAGCAAGAAACAAAACAAAAUGGCCAAUCCCCAGUGGAAGGAAAAGUUUUCGUUUAACCAGUUCAUGGACAGUCCAGACAUUUUGGAGGUGGAAGUCUGGGCCAAGGAGGGGCGCAAGAACGAGGAAUGUCUGGGAGUGUGUGAAGUGAACCUGCCCCACAUCGCUGUCAAUCAAAGGCAGCUCGUCACGCACACGCUGGAGCCGGGGAGGGGCCGCGUGGUCUUCCUGGUGGAGACGAACACAUGCAGCGGCGUCUCCCUGUCCGACCUAUGCAACGCGCCGCUUGACGAGCCGCACCAGCGACAGAACCAGCUGGAGAACUAUAGAUUGGUGAGCUCUUUCAAAGAAACACGAGAUAUUGGUUUUCUCCAAGUAAAGAUCCUUAAGGCCUCAGACUUAUUAGCAGCUGAUAUAAAUGGAAAAAGCGACCCUUUCUGUCUGGUGGACUUGGGCAACGACAGACUUCAGACACACACGGUUUACAAAAGCCUGAAUCCAGAGUGGAACAAAGUGGUUUCGCUCCCCGUCAAAGACAUUCACGACAUCCUCAUGGUCACGGUGUUCGAUGAGGACGGGGACAAGGCGCCAGACUUUUUGGGGAAAGUUGCCAUCCCUCUGCUCUCGAUCCGUGGGGGACAACAGAUCACACUACCGCUGUUAAAACAGGACCUGAGCGGCCUGUCAAAGGGGAGCAUCACUCUGGAGCUGGAGGUCAUUUUUAACCCUAUAAGAGCAAGUAUAAGGACAUUUCAACCCAAAGAGAGGCUUUUCAUUGAAGAUAAUCCAAAAUUUUCCAAAAAGGCCUUGGCUCGAAACGUAAUGCGCGUUCAGGCAUUACUAAGGGCGACAAUGUCCGCGUUGCAAUACAUCAAAAGCUGCUUCCAGUGGGAGAAUACUCAGAGGAGCCUGCUCGCCUUCCUGUUGUUCGUGGUGGGGGUGUGGAACUGGGAGCUCUACAUGCUGCCGCUGUCUCUGGUCGGACUCAUCUCCUGGAAGUAUAUGCAGUUUCGCUCCUCACCGGCCUCUCAGGAUCUGGAAAAGAUGGAUGUGGCCGACGAGGAGGACGAAGAUGAAAAGGAGUCGGAGAAGAAAGGUCUGUUAGAAAAAAUCCACAUGGUCCAAGACACGGUUAUCUUAGUCCAAAACAUCCUGGACGACAUCGCCUGCUUCGGAGAGAGGAUUAAAAACACGUUCAACUGGUCCGUGCCGUUCCUGUCGUGUCUAGCUUUCAUGGUGUUUGUCGUGGCCACGGCGCUAACAUACUUCAUCCCGCUGCGCUACAUCAUCUUAGUCUGGGGCAUCAAUAAAUUCACCAAAAAACUACGGAACCCGUACAGCAUCGACAACAACGAAGUGCUCGAUUUCCUGUCCCGAGUGCCUUCAGAUGUGCAGAAGGUGCAGUACAGCACGACUCGCGGGCGGAGGAAGAAGACGGCGUAG
This is a messenger RNA of Knipowitschia caucasica, 2160 nucleotides long. NCBI's taxonomy places the organism in Eukaryota, Metazoa, Chordata, Actinopteri, Gobiiformes, Gobiidae. The record is from the annotation of a GenBank genome assembly.